UCAUAGCCCAAUCGCUUUUCUUAAAUUUGAACGGGACCAUAGUAGUUUUGUCGACUUAAGUGAGCAUAAGUUUACAAAUCCAACAUCGGAUUCCAUUGAUACCCCUCUAAUUAUGUCUUAUCCUAAGAAUAUUAUAUUGAAAAAGUUGAUUGGUGAUAGUGGUAGAUAUCAAUUUGUGAUAGAUAAGGUUGACGAUCGACUACCAAGAGUAAACUCGAUAAUACUUAAUGACUUGACUGUUUCAAGUAAUCGCCUUAAUAGUAUUAAAAAUAAUAUUUUGAGAUCAGACAGUAAAGACAAAUAUACUUUGUAUUCUGCAUUCUUURAAGAGAUUUGGGAGCUAUUGGAUGUUAUCACAUUCCACAUCUCAAAACAUAAAAAAGUUAGUGGUGCUGGCUUGGAAUUUUUCUUGGAAGAACCUAUAAACUCAAAACAAAUUUUAAAUCAAAUUGAAUCAGUCGUAAAAGAAGUAUCAAACAUAAAAGAAAAACAAACCAGUACAAAUGAAGAAUUUGAAAAAAUUAAAUCAAUGAUGGAAAAACUCCGAAAUAAAACAAAAUUAGUUAAACGUGAAAUUGAUAGUUUCAACGAAGAUGUUAAUUUGGUGGAUUGGCAGAAUCAAAUAUUAGCAAUUGAAAAUGUUCAUAAAAAAAUAGAACAAUAUAAAUCAGAUUUUGAACAAUUAAAAAAAGGAAAAUCAUCAUAUCAAGAAAAACUUAAAAAAUUGGAAAUAUUAUUUGUUCAUAAUCAAUUAGUCAUUGAAGAAUUAUUGGAUAUUAUAAGUAUUUACAAAGUGAAAUAUAACUCAAAAAAUAAAUUACCAGACGACACAUAUAAAUAUUUAAGAGCUGCGAUCAAACUAGAUAAAGAAUUGGAAAAUACAACUAAAUUUUUUAUUGAUGAAAUCGAAGAAGAUAAAUUUACCAAUUUUAACUCUAAUCAGUUAGAAUCGGUUUGCGGACCCGUGAAAAAUUCUAAUGAAAAUACAAUUAAAUACUAUAACAUCAAACAUAUUAUGGAGGAUCUUGACAAAUAUCACCACAUCACUACAAAAUUGAUCAACAUAAAGACUUUAUUAGAAUCUCAGAAACCUGAUAAAAACGCAAUAAAAUAUUUGGAUACAGAACUAAAUAGAUCACAGUUAAAUGUAAAAAAACUUCUAUCCAUUCAGAAUGAGUGGACUCGUUUAGAAGAUAUUUUAACGGCUGAACAAAAAUGGUUAGAUGAAGUUGGAGUGUCAAUUCUUGACCUAACGAAAAUUACAUCGAUAAAUUAUGUUCAAGCACUGUCUAACACACAAAGUACUAUCACAGAUGUKACUAUUCAUUACGACAAACUUAUAUAUUUGAAGGACUCUAUAGAAAAACUCCAGAAUCAAAUUGAUGUGAAACCGUUAUUGUAUAUUUGUGAACAGCAUACAAAUGAUACAUUCAAACUAAAAAAUAAUUUGAGAGCUAAGGAAAUACGCUUGACAACAUUCAAGAAACAAUUUGAUAAGUACAGUAAACUCAAGAACAACAUUGAGUUGAAUUUGCCACGCAUUACAUCAAAUUUGGAAAAUACUACCUCAAAUCAGGAAAUCAUCGAUAACAAUAUAAUUCGAUAUGAGUUGGAGAUUGUAGAAGAAUCUAUUAGAACUUGUUCUGAUAGUUUGAAUGAAUCACUCGAUAUUCUUGCUAUCUCCGAUGGACAAGGUGAAAUCGAAACUAUGGGGUCACUUGCAACAGAAUGCAAAGCAUUAAGAGAUAAACUGAAUAAAAUAAGGUCUACUGUGGACAAUUGUGAUGCUUCAAAAAUAUUUAAACACCUUGAAACUGCUUUAGAAAAACCGAAAGACACAUUAGUAGACCAUAUUAAGACGCUCAAAGGAGUUUCGUAUGAAAUAAUCGCCAUCGGGAAUCUUGAAAACAAUGGACAAGAGUUAAGCGCCUUCCAAAGUCAAUGUAAUAGCCAACUAAAAUAUUAUUUGGAUUUAAAUAGCAAAACUGAAAAUAUGCUUAACAUUAUAUUCGAGCUUACUAACGACAUAAACAAUGCUGAUUACACUAUGUCAGAAUUAGAAAAUGAAUCACAUAAAGACAGGCACACUUCCGAAACAGCAAUAUGCAAAACAUAUCAUCAAGUUUCAGACAAUAUGAAAAACAUACAACAAACGCUAUCAUUGACUUCUCAGCAGUUGAAACAAUUAAAGGAUGGUCUUAAGCCCUUUAAAAAAGACAGAAAAUCAUUGGAAUCCAGUGUGAAUGAAGUUGAAAAACGGUAUAAACAAUUAAAAACAAAACAUCAAAAUGUACUCAAAACGUUGGAAAAUAAAUGCAACUAUUGGACAAUGGUCGACGAGCUAUUACUAAAAAUUAGAGUAAAAAAUAAUCAUAUAAUCAAUUUAACAAUAAUUCCACAAGACUCGGACAUAUUAGCAGGAAAACAUUUAGAAGCAAUAUUGAAACACCUUAAGGAUGUACGCAGCUCUUACGAAAAAGAUAAUAAAGCUAUUUUGGCUGACAUUGAAUCCUUGCGUCGGAAAGGAGAUAAAGAAAAAAUCGACGAAAUAAUUAACGGCGAUCAAACGCAAUGGAAUGACACCGGAGUGGCCGUAAAACAAAUGGUCGAACGUUAUGAAAAGGCAUGGAAAACGCUACACAGUUAUCAACAGCUAAGAGAUUCAACAAAUGAUUGUUUGAAUGCUAAACUUUUGUCAAUUGAAACUACCGAAGAUGUAUCUGCAGAUAAGAUAAAGUCAAUUGAUAUACAACAAGCAAAUCUGAUCGAAUUACGGAAAAUGAUAAUGGACGUGGGCGAAACCAUUGGAYUAAAUCCAGAUGACGUACCACUAAACGAAAUCGAAAAACUGAGUUUGAAACUAGAGAAAGUCCAAAAAGUUCUUACCACACUCGGAGAUGUUGCGGUCAAAAAGAAUAAAAUGUCUAACGACAUCGAAGAUGCGAAACGAUUUUUGCAUGAUAUCGAAAAAAAUUCAUCAAAAUCCAUUAAGAACAAUGAAGAAACCCUAAAAGAAUUGAGAGUUAAACUGUUAGAUUUGAACAAAUCGAAAAAAGCGAUGGAUGAAACUUUUGACAUAGAUAACUUUGAGAUACCUCUAAAUGAAAAACGAACAUACUCUAUAAUCGAAGUAUUCCAGCUCUGGCAGCAAAUAUUCAAAGAAACGUUCAAUCAAUAUCGUAGAUUGUCAUGUACUUUACUUGAAAAUGAAAACAAUGUCGCUGUAUUUGAACUUUGGCACGACUAUUUAAUGUAUAUACAAGAAUUUUUUAAAUCUCCUGUUCCGGGUGACUACCAUUCACUAACAAGUCAUGAACGACUUUGUCAAGUACAUCAAGAAGUAUUGGUUAGUCAGAUGGAUACUAUACCCAAUUGUAUGAAUAAGCCAGACAUAAUAUCUGAGCCAGCAGCAUUGGAACGAUUUACUUCUUUGAUGGAUUUACAUAAUGAAACCAUGACAAAACUCGAGAGCAUUCAUCAAGAAGUGUGGACCAAACUAGGCUACUGGAAAGAUUACCGAACGAAUGUUAAAAAGGUAUAUGAAUGGCUAUGGAAGGUUGAAAAAGUACAUUCAAAUUUAAAUCUUAAAUUUAUCAACACCAGAAGGCUGCCACAACUGAAAUCUCAAAUAACUAAUCUAUUAAAUAAUUUGUCUGCGGAACGUUCUCAAAUAAAUGACUUGGAAACACUUCAAAAUACCAUCUUCGCGUUCUGUGAUAAACUUACGGAAACAGGCUACAGAAAAGAACUGAUAGCAAUUAGCCAACGAGUCAACGAAAUCCAGGCAUCGUUAGAAGUUUGGAAUGGAUAUCUAGAAAAUAUAGAAAAACUAACCACCUCUUUUGACGUACAAAGUUCGGAAAUUGAUCAAGUAUUGCAAGAUGUGCAAAUUAAACUUGAUACAUUGAAACACGAAUUUGGUUCUCACGAGGAUAUAGUGCCGUCUGAUAAACUAAACGCCGAGUCCAAUAAAUUACAGGAAUUGAAUAACAACUUGAAACAAUUAGAUUCGCAACUCUCAUUUACUACUGAUAUACGAGACAAGUUAAAAGAUUCAUUAGAUCCGAUAGAAAUUCGAUCAUUUGGACAAAAACUUAGGUUUUUAAUAUAUCACCAAAAGGAUUUACAGUAUCAAUUGUUUUUGUACUCUUGUCAAAUAGACAAUUUGUUAUAUAAACCUCAAGAAUUCACUCAUAGAUACACUAGAUUUAGGAACUGGGCUGUUGAUACCGAAACUCAAUUGAAAAAUUUAACAAAAUCUUUGAAAKAUCCACAAUUCGCUAUUGAUGUGUUGAAACCAGAAUUUGAAUCUCAGAUUAAUUCGAAACAAAAAGAAUUUAAUUGGUUAAACGAAGCUGGUAGUCAACUAAUUGAAGCAGAAUCGCAACUAAAUCCUCAACUAGUACAUAAUACUGAAUCCAACUUAAAAGAAAUCAAUGAAAGCUGGAAUAAUUUAAAUGGUUCAUUGUACAAAUAUACUGUCGAAUUACCUACAACAAUUUUGAAUACAAAUAAAUUAUUAGAUAAAAUCAACAUCUUCAAAGUUUGGAUCAGUGACUUUGAAUCAAAAAUAAACAGUGCGAUCGUUUUUAGCGAUCGUUCAGAAUACAAUUUAAAAGAAGAAUUGAAAUCUUUAGAUGCAUUAAAUAAUAUGUAUAAAGAAAAACAAAAAGAAUAUAACGAAUUAAUGGCUAAUUGCAAUGAACAGUUAAAAACCGAUAAGAACACAAUUGAUUCUGAUACCACUCAAGAUUUGCAAUGUCCGUCAAAGACAUUACCUAUCAGCUGGAAGAACCUAGAAAACAAAAUUAGUGAAAAACGUGUUCGUUUAUUAAAUGCAUGGGAAGAACUGCAAACCAUACUUGGUUUAAUUGAUGUAGAAACCAAAUGGCUGAGUCGGUUAAAUAUUGCUGUUGAAGAACAUAAGAAAAAGAAAUUCAUAGAACAUAAAAGUUUGUCUGGUUUAAUCAGCAAUUUUGAACAGGAACAACAAACCGCUAAAGACAAAUUUUCUAAGUUAGAACUCGCUGUUUCUAUAUCUCGUGCGACAUAUAGUGCAAAGUUUAUUGACGAAGAAAUAGAAAUAAUUAGUAAAAAUCGAAAAUCUUUGUUGGAACAAAUUGAUAUGAUACUUAUCCUCCUUAAAAAAUCAUUAACGUUGUGGAAAGAUUUCAUCAAUGCACAUGGAAGAGCUGUAGUAACCCUGACCCAAGUCGAUACCAAACUAAUUCAACUCGAGUUAUUAGAAAAAGGUGAUAAUGCUGACGAAGGAAGUGCUCGUAUUAUGGAAAAAGACCUUGGAAAUUUACAGAUAUUAGAAAUGGAGUUAAAAAAAUACGGAGGACUUCUCGAGAAAGCAGAUGCAUUAGGUCUGCAAUUGAUGACUAAUAGUACUCCUGGUGAUAUAAAAAAUAUCCAAGAAAUGAUUGACGAGUACCAACUUUUAUGGAAGGAUAUCAACAAUCGUAUUGAAAAAUUAAAGGUUGCGUGUGUUCAAGAAACUUCGUGUAGAAAAAAGCGGUCAGUAAAUGAAGAAGUUCAAGUAGAAACAUUAAAGUUUGGCAAAGAUUCACAAGUGCAAGUCGACACUCUUCCCACAGAAUUGCUCAGAAAAGACUCUUUCCAAUACGAAUUACAAACGGCAAUAGCGAACGCCAAUACCAACCUAAACGAGUUAGAAUUAGCUAUACAAAAAUCUGACAAGAACUUAUCGAAAAACAUUGCGACCUGUCAAAUGUCCAUGGACCUGAUCAAACAUCUCAGCGUCAUAUUAAAAACACAGUGUGGAGUGUCGGAGUCCGACAUAACCAUAGUCAGGUCUGAAGAGUUAUUGGCCAAAUACGAAGAGCUCCUUGUAAAGUUCCGAUCACAACAGCAAGUCGGUCAACCAAAAACUAGCAGUUCGGCGAUGUGUCCACUUUGCUCCGAACAAAACUGGUCACAGUUCGAGAACGACAUGUGGCGCUUAGAACAUUGGAUACAGUCAACCGAAGCUAAGCUCAGUGUCCAACCGAUGGUACCACCGUCGAAGAUCGAACAAUUGGAAGAUGUCAUACAGGAGCACAGGGAACUACUGUUGUAUUUGGACAGUCACCGCAAUAUCGUGCAGUCAUUAAACGUAAUUGGACACCACCUGGCUGAGCACAGCAACGACGUGGAAAGAGCAGCUCAGAUUAAAAACCGUUUAUCUGCUACCAACUCCAGAUGGGAUCGUGUCUGUUUUGCAUGCACUGAGUGGCAGACCAAACUGCAAACUGCACUUAUGGAGAACGAAGAGUUUUACGGUGUAAUUGACGAACUUGUCAAUUGGUUAGACGAAACGGAACGAGCGAUCAAGACGACUGAACCGGUAGACCUGGCCGAGGACACGGUUAUCAUAGUGGACAAAUUCAACAAGUUUAAGAACAUGCACACAGAACUGGAGAGGUGCGAACCACGAGUGGUAUCGUUGCUCGAGGCCGCCGAUUGGUUACGCCAGGCCAACGAAAAAACUGGCAUCACGACACACUCAGCCUCCACAUCGGAUCAGACCAUCGUGGACUCUCACGCGAGACUGUCACACCUCAGGGCCCGGCUCACGGUGUUGAUAAACAUGACGUCCAGUUACGCGACGAAACUUGGCACCACUUUGGGUUAUGACAUGACGCCAGACAGCGUUUGCGUAAGACUUCACCAGGUGGACGAUACCAGCACUGCUAUGAAUCGACCAAACGAAGAAGAACCGACCACAAAUGUUGGCGGAGAUGAGACGGUGCUGAGACGCGGUUACAGAUUCUUCGGACGGGUGAUGCGGGCGUCCUUGCCUUUCCAGGUGUUGAUGCUGCUGGUCCUGGGCGCAGCCUCUUUGGUGCCAAUCGUCGACGAAGAGUUCAGUUGCAUGGAGUCCAACAGCAUCGCCUGGAGCCUUUACCCGUUGCUCCGCUACCCCGGUGGACCACCACCUGUGUAGAACGACCCCGAUGACCACCCCAACAAAAACUCGACAGCCAACUGCCACACAAUAAUACAUGCCCCUCCCCCCUUACCACCACAAUCACCCAAAUCGAUCAAUCCUAUAUUGUUGUCAUCAUUUUUUUAUUAUUUUCAUUCGUCUUCUUUUUACUAUUAUUAUUGUUAUAUUUUACUAUUAUCAUUAAACGCACGGAUCCAGUUGAAGUCGUUUUUUGCAUUAUGCUAUAAAUCAUAAUUUUAUUUUCCGAUGUAAUAUUUGAUAUUUAUGUUGUAAUAUUGUUCGGGGUAUGUACCUCGUUACAGCCGUCUGCGUCUCUGUGUACGACGACGGCGAUAAACACCUAACCUUUCCCUUUAGAUUAUUAAUGUAUUUUAGACGCACGAUAAAUAUUGUCAUGUAUAACGAACGCUUUAAACAUUUCCCAAGUUCAUCCAUCCAGUGCAGUUCUUUGGGAACCCUAUUUAGUUUCUAAAGUGUAUCUGCUUCGGUGGAUAGUGAUUUUUUUUGCAAUUUUUUAUUUUUUUGGUAAUUUAAAGUGGUGCUUUUGCCAAUAAUAUAAUUAUAUAGUAAUAUUGACGGUAAUUUAUUUAUUAGAUUUUUACACUAAUUAUCAAGAUAUAUGACGUUAAAUCAAAAUGAAAUUAAGAUGAUAUUAUAACAAUACGAGACUGUCCAAGUGCAGGGUACGAAAAAAAAA
Diuraphis noxia (Russian wheat aphid) is the source of this 7649-nucleotide messenger RNA. RefSeq lists its product as uncharacterized. Gene Ontology annotation, molecular function: protein binding. Gene Ontology annotation, cellular component: membrane; nucleus; cytoplasm. Gene Ontology annotation, biological process: regulation of RNA splicing. NCBI's taxonomy places the organism in Eukaryota, Metazoa, Arthropoda, Insecta, Hemiptera, Aphididae. The record is from RefSeq and is a predicted model, not a curated record.